AGUCUUGGAAACGCAUUUGUAUUAUGCUCUCGUGCAUGCAUUGUUUACGUUUGCUUAUGGGCGUGAGUGGUUGAUGAGAGCCCUGGAACAUGUAAUUUUGCAACAUUACUAGUUUAUAAAACCGAGUAGCAGGGUACUGGAAGCGUAGCCUGUCUUCAAGUGCUGUUGGGACUAUGCUAGCACUGUGCUUGGUAUUGUGCGUUGUGGCAUCUGCCACCGGCUUGGGUCUACCUGAGUACAUACAAUCGUGUUCAAGAAAUGACCCCAAUUUGAACGCGUGUGCCCUAAAAUCGGCAAGAGAUUCUCUGCAUCAGUUCUCCAUGGGUGACGCGAGCAGGGGUCUAGACCCUCUGGACCCGCUUUUCGUUCCGGUGAUGACGGUCUAUGUACCCAAUGAGAACGGACUGAAACUUGUCUUUAGCGACAACUCGUUUAGCGGACUGUCAGUACUGCGACUUGAUGAUUUGAAGUUUGAUCUCAAUAAGAAGAUGAUAACGGCCGAUGCCUUGGUGAAUUUGGACGUCACAAGCAAAUACGAUCUUAGCGGAAAACUACUAGUGAUUCCUAUCAAAUCAGCUGGCGACUCCUCUAUCAAGCUUAAAAACGCUAAUCUUCACAUCCGCUUCUGGUACGAGCACAUCGAUGGUGACGAUGGAAAAGUUCACUGGAAAAUAACAAAACACGACAUUAAAUACGAAGUGGAAAAGGCUAGUUUUCGGCUAGAAAACUUGUUGAAUGAUAAAAAUAUUGGUGAUCAAGUGAACCGGUUCCUGAACGAAAUGUGGCGGGAGAUCGUGGCCGACGUGGGCCCGUCCAUCUGUCAGUCUCUCAGCGCGGCCGUAGUCCAAAACCUGGACAAACUCCUCACCCAAGUCCCCUACGACGACCUUUUGCCAGAAUAAUUGAUGUUGCUAAAAAACUAAUAAAUAAGCGUGGAAGUUUAAUAGCUCGUCAAAUUUUUUCCUUCUAGUGAUAUGUCAUUAACGGUUGGCUACUGCGUUGCACGGGGCCAAUAAGAAGCAAAUUCUCAAGUUCUCACGUGCGCUGCUUGCCGUCGCCGUGAAAUAAUAAAGCUCAAUAUUUAUAAAAAAUAUUAAUUAUU
Leguminivora glycinivorella is the source of this 1102-nucleotide messenger RNA. RefSeq names its product circadian clock-controlled protein daywake-like. The coding region runs from base 174 to 902 and encodes 242 amino acids. Lineage: Eukaryota; Metazoa; Arthropoda; Insecta; Lepidoptera; Tortricidae. The record is from RefSeq and is a predicted model, not a curated record. The transcript has 5 exons.